AUGGACAGCCAGAAGAAUAUUGUCAGCCCUGAAGAGUACCAGGCUGCUCGAUCUCGUCUUCUUCAGCACGAGAAAGCAGCAACCCGCCUGCUACAGGAGCUCGCCUUGUCGCGCCGUCAAUUGCCCAUGGUGCGCAUCCACGACCCAGCUAGAUUCCAAUUCGACACACCUGACGGAACGAAGAGCCUGUUGGACCUAUUUGAUGGGCGCAAACAGCUGAUCCUCUACCAUUUUAUGCUGGGACCCCAUGAGACCCAGGGCUGCGUGGGCUGCUCAUUCUGCAUGGACCAUAUCCCCGAUCUCCGCCACCUCUGGAGCAGGGAUACUUCGUUCGUCGCCGUGGCUACUGCGCCCUUGUCUGAAGUCACCGCCUACGGGAAUCGGAUGGGCUGGAAGUUCCCUUUUUAUAGUUCUGCGAAAACGCACAAAGCGUGGGCCGAAGUCGAGGGACAGGGAGAAAUUGUCACCUGGAAGCCCGGGAACGACUACUUUGGACUAUGUUCGUUCUUUCGGGAAGGUGACGAGGUAUUUCACACCUAUGAUACCUCGUCUCGUGGCUUGGAGAUCAUCUUGUCAACAUAUCACCUGCUGGAUAUGACCCUAAUGGGUCGGCAGGAGGUGGGAAAUGGAAUGAACAACUUCCGCCGCCACGAUGAAUACUAA
This is a messenger RNA of Penicillium subrubescens, 663 nucleotides long. RefSeq names its product DUF899 domain-containing protein. NCBI's taxonomy places the organism in Eukaryota, Fungi, Ascomycota, Eurotiomycetes, Eurotiales, Aspergillaceae. The transcript is spliced from 2 exons. The coding region runs from base 1 to 663 and encodes 220 amino acids. The record is from RefSeq and is a predicted model, not a curated record.